AUGUUCAAAGAUCUGAACUGUCUGGUGAACAAUUGCGUCUGGACGGACGAUAAAACAAAGGUGAAAGAAGCCGACGCGGUCCUCUUUUUUGACCUUUGUCUGAGGGGGGUGACACCCCCGGAGAAAAACCCCCAGGGUCGUUGGGUGCUUGUUACCCACGAAAGCCCUUGUCGCGCCGAUAACUUUAAACUUUUGUCAGAGUGGAAUGGUCUCUUUAACUGGACGAUGACGUACACGAAAGACAGCGACAUCUACAGUCCGUAUGCACAAGUUAUGAGUAACGAUGGGUACACCUCGCGGUUACCUAGGGAACAGAUAUUGUCAAUUGCCAGAAAGAAAUCGAAACUUGUAGCUUGGAUGGUCAGUCACUGCUCCACUCAGAGUAGACGAGAAGAAUACGUCAAAGAGCUACAGAAAUACAUCCCAGUGGAUGUAUACGGGAAGUGUGGUCCCCUUGUGUGUAAGCGAGGUGACUCGCGGUGCUCUGAGAUGCUCAACACCGACUACAAGUUUUACUUAGCAUUCGAAAAUGGUCUUUCAAAGGAUUACGUGACAGAGAAAUUCUUUGAUAUGAUUCCACUGAAUGUAAUCCCGAUUACUCGGUCUGGAGCAAAUUUUAGUCGACUUGGAAUUCCAUCCGUAUUGCACAUAGACACCCGGGAUUUCAAAUCUCCAAAAGAUCUGGCAGAGUAUCUCAAACGUCUUGAUCAAGAUGAUGAGAGCUACGCUGCCUUACUGAGAGCAAAAGCGGACUACAAGGUCGUUGACUGGAAACAGAGUUACUGUGACCUAUGUAAGAAGUUGAAUGAUCCGAACGAACCGAAUAAGAGUUAUCGUGCUGAAGAAAUUAAACGACAACAUGGCUCUUGCGUACCACCAAAUGACCUCCGACCUUAA
Molecule: messenger RNA, 897 nt
Organism: Lingula anatina
Lineage: Eukaryota; Metazoa; Brachiopoda; Lingulata; Lingulida; Lingulidae
Product: core alpha-(1,3)-fucosyltransferase-like
Cellular component (GO): membrane
Molecular function (GO): fucosyltransferase activity
Source: RefSeq, a predicted model, not a curated record